UUUCUGCCAGGGUCGUUUCGAUUGAGCAGAACCUAUGCCCCCCUGGCCAUUCGAGUAGAGCAGAAGGAAAAAGCCAAUAUCAUGUUACAAUCACAAGCAGUAGUUGCUUGUAGGUUAUAACUUUCUGAUUAUCAAAAAGUUCAAGGUUAGUCAAGAAACGAUAGCAAAAACAACUCAGCUUUCGUCAAGAUUCUAAUUCUCACUGAAAAGUCGUGAUUCAACAAAUAUGGCGAGUUCCUGGCUACUCUCCGUCUCUGUUGUGUUCGUUCAAUUGAUCGUCGUGCGGUCGGGAAAUGUUGUUCCUAUGCUACUUUGGUCUGGAGACGCAUCCCAUGACCUCAUUAAUCCUCUGCACAAAACUUCAAGGACAGAAUUUGAGAAGGUUCUGACUGAGCGAGUGGCUAAGACUCAACCACCUAUAAUGGUCUUCGUCAAAGAGAAUUUCUGUGUUGAGGAAAUUAAGUAUCACAAAGAGAGCUUGCAACAACUGAACAAUGCUAGAUCACUGACUUAUUUAGCAUAAGUGGAAUCGGUUAUAUCGACUUUUGAAAACCUACCAAAUUACAACGUAACUGUGGAAGACGAUUUUGAAACAGUCGUCGAUGGUUAAUUGGUAGAAGUACCGAUCAACGAUAUCGAUGCCAUUCCCGACGUGUACAAUGUGAUUUUAGAAUCCAGUCCAAAUCUUGUAAUCGCUUUAACUGGAAAAUCCUGCAGCUAUUCAUCUUCGGAACGUAUCAAGAGAGCAGCAGACGACCCAAAAGCAGAUUCGGAUUCGUGGAUCGUAGCUACAGACGGAAAAAUUCUGCUGUAUGCCGAAAAGAAGCCUAUGUUGAAGAUUAACGGUAUGGAAUAUGAGUUGAAGACGUUGCUAAGUUCGUCAAUAAAGAAACUUGAGAAGAACCGCACAGAAGUGCAAAUGAAUUUUGCGUUAGAUAAAUUGGGAACUGUAGUUUUGGUAGCUGAUUUCAAUGUUUUGAACGGAUACGUUAAGUUAGUAGAUAUUACUUAUGCCGUAGAAAACAAAUCAGAUAAUCCAAUAGUCCUGAAGAGUAAAACUAAUAUCGAAUUCCCAACUACUAAUUUCUCGUACCACUACAGCAACAGUAUUCUCUUUUCUUACGUAUAUUCAGAUCCAGAUAAAAAAGUUUUGAAUAUGAUCGUGUUGAACCUCACUGAUAUACAAGUACAACUAAAUACAACUGUUUUUGGUGACGCUUACGAUUGCGUUGGUUUCACGACGGUACCCGUUUGGAUGAGACUUUUUGUUACGUUUAUUUUAGGACUUAUUAUGACAUGGAGUAUAUGGAUGAUUAUGGACAUUCGCACAAUGGAUCGCUUCGAUGAUCCUAAAGGAAAAACUAUAACCGUUACUGCUCAGGAGUGAGAUAUUUGACAGUUUGAAAUGACGGUACUUUGUUUUGUUAACUACGUUUCAAUUAGAAGCUUUUAACUGUCACAAAAACGCAUAUAAUUUUGUUCUCUCUGAAAGAUCGCUCACUGACGUUCAGAUUCAAGAAUGUAAUA
This is a messenger RNA of Phymastichus coffea, 1527 nucleotides long. Its product is annotated as V-type proton ATPase subunit S1-like. NCBI's taxonomy places the organism in Eukaryota, Metazoa, Arthropoda, Insecta, Hymenoptera, Eulophidae. The record is from RefSeq and is a predicted model, not a curated record. Gene Ontology annotation, cellular component: proton-transporting V-type ATPase complex. The transcript has 4 exons. Bases 830 to 1387 code for a protein of 185 amino acids.